AUGAAGUUCUCUCUUUCAGUGGCCUUGUCCCUCGCUGCCGUUGCUCUGGCCAAGACCUUCUACGAGACAAACACUCAUUUCAUUACCGUUGAUGCUGACGGCAACAUCGUUGGCGGCCAGCCUCCAGCCUCUUCUGCUGAAGCUGACGCUGAACCUUCUCCUCAAGCCAACAACCAGUUCCAACAGGAGCCUCAGGUGACCCAGGCUUUUGUCACAUCGUCGGGCUUGGGCUCCACCACCUCCAGCCCCCCAGCUCAGUCCCCUUCUUCGUCAUCCUCGGCUCCUUCUUCUUCUGCCGGCGGUGACAAUGUGUCUGGCUUCGACAAGCAAAUCUUGGAUGCCCACAACUCCAAGAGAGCCAAGCACUCUGCUCCUGCGUUGUCUUGGUCCGACGAACUCGCCAGCUACGCCCAGAACAUGGCUGACAAGUACACGUGUGGGUCUAGCUUGCAGCACUCUGGCGGCAAGUACGGUGAGAACUUGGCUGUUGGCUAUGACGGUGCCGAAGGCACUGUCAAGGCAUGGUAUGACGAAGGCUCGAACUACGACUACUCAAGCGCGUCUUCUUUCAACCACUUCACCCAGGUGAUCUGGAAGGGCUCCAAGCAGUUGGGCUGUGCCCAGAAGCAGUGUGACAAUGGCGGGCCAUACGUUGUUUGUGAGUACUAUCCGGCAGGAAACAUGAUUGGGCAGGGCGAGCAGAACCUUGCGGCUAACUAG
Messenger RNA from Candidozyma auris, 720 nucleotides. RefSeq names its product CAP domain-containing protein. Lineage: Eukaryota; Fungi; Ascomycota; Pichiomycetes; Serinales; Metschnikowiaceae. The transcript has a single exon. The record is from RefSeq and is a predicted model, not a curated record. The coding region runs from base 1 to 720 and encodes 239 amino acids.